Molecule: messenger RNA, 1395 nt
Organism: Guyanagaster necrorhizus
Lineage: Eukaryota; Fungi; Basidiomycota; Agaricomycetes; Agaricales; Physalacriaceae
Exons: 1
Coding region: 1-1395 (464 amino acids)
Molecular function (GO): protein binding
Source: RefSeq, a predicted model, not a curated record
AUGACGGUGGUGAAGACUCGCGUUAUUGACACAGCGGUGACCAACCGUUCGUUGCUGGGUUCACCGAUUGCCCAACUUCCACCAGAGCUGCUCAUCGAGGUGUUUACCCUAUGUGCCGUGGCCGACGCGCUGUCGCCACUCGCCUUGGGCAGCGUCUGUCGAUUCUGGAAGGAGGUCGUCGAUUUCUCACCUCGAAUAUGGCAGGUCAUCACCUUGGACGACAGAGUCGGCUCUGUUGCGUUUGCGCAACGACAAGCCAGCCUUUGGUUAGCGCGCUCAGCUCCCCUUCCUUUCGACGUCAACCUCCAUGCGUCCUCCCCAGAUGUAUUGUUCCCUCUUCUCUCCCCAUGCCUUCCCGAAAUUCGUCGUUGGCACUGUUUCACGCUCUCAGGUCACCGCCAGGAAUCAGUCAGUCUAACUGAUCUGGAUAUCAAAUCCAUGGACCGCCUGUACAUCGUUAUUCGUUCGGACGACGGAGAUUUCGAAGUUACAGAGCUACCUCGGACUACCUUCCUGGAGCAUUCGCCUAUGUGGCCGGGCGACGCGGUUAUGAAUGUAUGGAUGACAGGUCUGCCCCCAUCUCGUUCCUUGUUGCCUCUUCAUUUCACGACAAUCACUAUCGUCGAUACGUCCUUCCAAAUCCACCUUACAGCGUCGGCCAUCCUCAACUUCCUGGGUGCCUGUCCCGAGCUUCGCACUCUGGAUUUUGAGGCGUAUAUUUAUUCCGAUGAGCGAGACAGCCUACCGUCGCCUACGGUCUCACUUCCACAUCUUUCAUCUCUGUCUUUAAAGUCAACCAGCCUUACCCGAGCUAUCCUAUCAGCUAUCAAUGCUCCCAAUCUCAGCGAACUAUAUCUGUCUUACCUAAACGUGGAUUUUAACAUCCUGAUAGAGGGAUAUGACAAUGGAGAUAGCGAAGAUGAGGCCAACGAUUUCUCCCGAUCACCAUCUAGUGAUCAUGCAACUGGGAUGGGUCUUCGAAAGCUCAUCUCACGCUGUAAUCCGCCCAUCAGAAUUUUGGAAAUGGACUACAGCGAUAUGCGGACGAAGGAUUUUUUGUACGUCUUCGACCGCCUCACCACACUCGAGGACUUUGUUAUCGUGGCAUCAGAUAUGUCAGAUACUGUCAUCAGACAUCUUCGCCCUUUCUGGGCCAACAAUCACACAGAGAUGCAGGUUCGCUUGCCACUGCUACAACGCCUCGUCCUCCUCCAUUGUCACAGACUGACCGGUGAUAUCUUGGUCGAUGUCAUAAACUCUCGUGUCCAGUAUACGGACAGCCUUUCAUCGCCUGCUAUUCUGUCCGAAGUGACGGUGUCUGAAUGUGAAGGAUUCACGGACCGACAUGCGCAACUUCUCAGAAAGGAGCUUGGGAACCGGUUUAAAGACGAAUAA